UAAAAGCGUCGUCUUCGUACUCUGAUCUAAAUCGCAACCAACAACCAACAAAAUAUAAAAACUUAAAAACUAAAUAUUUCAACCAACCACAAAAAAUAAAAACUAAAGCAAAGUAUUCAAUGUUAUCUUCGUCCAUUACCACUAACAAAUUACAUCGCGACCAAAGAAAUAAAACGAAGCAUCAGGCCACGGCCACACACAAAUAACAAUAUAAAAUUGUGCUUACUGUUAAGACAAGACGCAUCCAACAUAAUUAAAUCUGUCUGAAAUAAGUGGAAAAUUAUUAUGACGGAUAUAGUUUAUCCUGCAGGAUGCAGGCCGUUGUCCGAAGACCUCGGCACUGAUGAACUUAUACGAAGGCUCAAGACACUAGCGAAUGUACUACAAGCAAUGGGACAAGAUGAUGGUUUGUAUCAACAGUACAUACCAUUAUCGCUGCAACUGGCCGACGAUCAUUUUUUACAACAUCCAUCACGGGAUGUCCAGUUAUUGGUUGCAUGUUGUAUAGCCGACGUGUUGCGCGUUUACGCUCCGGAAGCCCCUUACAAAGAUCAGGAUCAAAUCAAAACAAUUUUUCUAUUUUUUAUUAAACAACUGUAUGGUCUUAAGGACCCUAAAGACCCCUCAUUCAAGCGUUAUUUUUAUCUCUUGGAAAAUCUGGCAUACGUAAAGUCCUUUAAUAUGUGCUUUGAACUGGAGGACUGUGCGGAAAUAUUCUGCCAACUGUUCGGCAUGAUGUUUAAAAUUGUCAACGAGGAGCAUAGUACCAAAGUGAAAAACUUUAUGAUUGACAUCAUGAGUCCUUUGAUAAACGAAGCUGACAACUUUACCACAGACAUUUUGGACUUGAUUCUCAUCAACAUUGUAGAGCCAAAAAAAUCACAGAAUAAAUAUGCCUAUCAAUUGGCCGAGCAACUGAUAAUUAAGACGGCCGAUUCAUUGGAGACUAUAAUCAAAAUGUUUUUCAAUCAGGUUCUGGUCUUGGACAAGGUUGACAAAAACCAUGAGAUAUGCAACAAAAUUUACGAUUUAAUAUAUGAGUUGCAUCUGAUUUGCCCGAAUAUUUUGUGUUCGGUGUUGCCACAACUUGAAUGCAAAUUAAAAUCUUCCAAUGAGCAGGAACGUCUGAAAGCUGUGGCUCUUUUGGCUCGCAUGUUUUCAGAGAAGGAUUCUCAGAUUUCUAAGAAGCAUCCAAAUCUGUUACGCAUGUUUCUCGGACGUUUUUGUGACAUAUCAUUUUCAAUACGCGUCAAGUGUGUCCAAUCCUCAAUGCACUUUUUGCUCAAUCAACCCCACCUUCGUGAGGAUAUCAUUUCGUGCCUGCGUGCCCGCCAACAUGACUCUGAUGAAAAUGUCCGUUACGAGGUUGUAAUGGCGAUUGUAGAAACUGCAAAGCGUGAAUUUUCUAUUGUAUGCGAGUCUGAGGACCUUUUGGAUUUUGUGCGUGAACGAACAUUGGAUAAAAAAUUUAAAAUACGCAAGGAAGCUAUGCUGGGACUUGCCUACAUUUACAAAAAGGCAAUAUGCGAGCCCAAUGAUCUGUCAGCGGAUGUAAAGAAGAAUGUGGAGUGGAUCAAAAACAAAAUAAUGCAUGGCUAUUACAUGCCCACUCUGGAGGAUCGCCUUCAGGUGGAGCGUUUGUUGAUCACAUCGUUGGUGCCCUACAAAUUAGCGUCGUUGGAAAGAAUGAAGCAACUAUAUCACCUAAUGGGCACAUUUGACGAUAAUGCCAUGAAAGCUUUUAUCGAGCUGCAAAAGAAUCAAAUGAAGACUCGAAAAACGGUCUUGGAGUGGGUGAAAUUACACAAAACUAAAGAUAUGACACCAUCAAUGCAGAGCCAAUUGAAUAUAAAACAGACAAUCAUAAGCAAACUUUUGGCUGAUCCCUUGAAGGCAUCAGAAUUUCUGGGCAAAUUUAGCACAAACAUGCGAAAAGAUCCUGCUUUAUUGCGCUACAUGGAAAUAAUAUUGAAGCGAGAUGUCUCAUGCAAGGAAUGUGCCGAUACCAUGUCAUUACUUUUGAAGAAACUCGGUACUCCCAUUAUGACAAAUCUGUAUUAUCAGACAGUUAAAAUGUUAAUAGAGCGCAUAGCCUCUGUAAUGAUCGAUAAGGAAGCUAUUUCUAUUUUGAUUGGAUUAAUUGAGGAUUGUAUGCGAGGUGGGGAUACAAUCAAAGAAAUUGGUCUACCACAAAGUGAAGCUGGUGAACAAGGCCUAAAAUUACUGACGGCAUUGUCGUAUUUAUUCUCACCUCACUUUUUCAUGGACAAAACCUUGCGUCAUAUGAUCUCUUUAUUGAGCUAUGACAAUGAUUAUUCGGCACCAUUGAUUUUGAAAUCGCUUACACAUUUGGGGCGUUACAAGCCCCUGAUUUCUGUAGAUCCAUCAAUUCUGGAGGAAUUAGCACCAGUUUGCAAAGAUUUUGCCGUGGAGGGAACACCGAAACAAGCCAAGCAUGCCGUUCGUUGUAUAUUUGUCAACACACAGGCCCAAUUAAAUGGGGGAACUGAACAUGUGGAUACGCUGAAAACAGUGCAUCCCAUAUUUAACGAGAUCAUGGAUAAUUUACGCGUUACGCUCAAACCCCUCAGUCCACAUCAAAGGACCAAAGUUGUCACUAUGGGCCACAUUGCCUAUAAUAUGCCCAAAGCUUUUGCAGAGAAGAUUAAAAACAUGAUAGCUCGGCGCAUUGUUAAAGAAUUGUUAAUACAGCCUGUACCUGAAGAUAGGACUUGUAAACGCAUUGACGGCGAUUGGUGUGAACAGGAAGAACUGCCGUCGGAUACUCUAUGCAAAUUAGAGGGUUUAAAAACAAUGGCACGUUGGCUGCUAGGCCUUAGGGAUGACGAAGCUUCCGCCAAGAAAACCUUCCGUAUGCUUAUUGCCUUCAUACAUCAUGGUGGGGAUUUGCUAGACCACAAACGUAUGUUUGCAGCCGAAUCAUCGUGGUUCCGGGUAGCUGCGGCCUGUGCUAUGUUAAAAAUUUGCGAACAAAAAGGCGUUGGCGAUCAGUAUACCUCUGAGCAGUAUUACAGUUUAUCACAAUUAAUGUGUGAUCCAGUGCCACAGGUUAGAGAAAUGUUUGCCCGCAAACUACAUAAAGGAUUGAAUAAAGGUCUGCCUAGUAACUGUUUACCCUUGGACUUCAUGGGAUUCUAUGCUCUAGCUGGUCAUGAAACGGAUAAAAAGCUUUUGGAGCUAAAGCGUCAAUUUUUGGAAGCUGAUAUAAACAAAAGACGGGAAUAUCUCAAAACAAUACAGGCAACAAAUCCAGAUACUUCUGCCGAACAACGUUUACAUAUUUUACCUGAUUUUAUAUUGGCUUUUGCUAUACCCAUAUUGGUACAUGACCCUCAGUUUGUGGAUUACGAAGAUCGUGUACAAUUAAAACAAGUCGAGAAAUGUUUGCGAUUUAUACUGGAGCCGUUAAUGGCCAAAUCGGAGGCGUUUUCAUACAGUUUCUAUAAAAACCUUAUUGAAAUGAUGAAAGACCAUUAUGUAGUGACGCCUCAUGAAAACAGUUAUGCCUAUAAUUUGAAAAUGUGGGCAUGUUGUGAUCUCGCAAAUUACAUAAUUUGUUCCAAAACGGGACAAUGUGAUUUAACGCCAAACAAAACAUUCAAUGUACCAAUUACAUUACCACCUCUAUAUUUCCAAGAGCCUCCACCGGAUGCCGAAGGUUUUCCAAAUACUAAAAUUUAUAUACCUUUUGAUACGUAUUCGAUAAUAACUACCUUAGGGACUAACAAGAAAAUAACAAAUGCCUUGAAACCGACCACAAGUGGCCAGUCAACAUUAAAAAGCGCAGAAAAACGUCCAGCCUCAGAUCACUUAUCAUCUAUAGAUCAAAAUUCUUUGGAAAAUGCAUCACUAUUUGAUGGUGUCAAGGAUGAGCCAUCUGAACCAGUAACCAAAAAGGUACGAGGUGUUAUGCGUACCGGGAAGACGUAAACAUUUUCCAAUUACAUAUUGAUAAGCUAGCACCAUAACGUUCUCGGUACAUAGUUCGAUCCGCAAAUGUUACCAGAACAUCUAUUUUGUAAGAAAAAAUUUGUUUUGUUUAUAUUUUACACAAAGUGUCGUAUCCGGGUUGGAUGAAUGAUAAAUAAUGAUGCCUUUAUCCGUGGUCUAAUAUAAUUUACAGACAUUUCUACUGCUACAUAAUUGUUUAUGGCGAUGUUUUGUAUGAAGCCUCGCGCUCUCUUGCUAACAACAAUUAAAACAAUCUUGUUAUAUAAUGUUAACACAAUAUUUAAAUCGGGGAAAAGACUCAGUUCUGUUCUACACUUCGUUUCGAAUUCUUUACCAUUUUGCGGUUUAUAUCAUUUAUUUAUUUUUGUGUUUCCAGCUAUGUUCGUUUCUUUUUUUAUUACGUCCAUUCUCUAUGUUGGAAAACUAUACGUAUCAUUUUUGUAGUGCUUUACAAAGCAUUACGUGAAUCGGAAAUAAAAGAAGGAAUUACUUUUUAAUCCCUUGCAUGUUCCUUUUGUCUUCUGAGCUAAGUUUCUCUUCUUCAAGUUAGAGGUGGGUGGUGUUCUCUAUAACGUUUUGCAUGAGGAAACUCACAUUGAAAUCCAUACUUUAAUCAGCCACCCAUUUAAAAUGUAGAUUUAAGUUGCAUACAAUAAACACAUCUAAGAAAACAUAAAAAGUACUAUUAGGAACUAACUCUAAGACCAAUCCACAAAACAUCUCUGAUCUGUAUGUACAUACAUAUAAAACAAACAAAUCUAUUGUUUUUCAAUACUAAAGAAAUAAAGAAAAAUAGAAAAACUUUGAA
Messenger RNA from Stomoxys calcitrans (stable fly), 4780 nucleotides. RefSeq names its product sister chromatid cohesion protein PDS5 homolog B (gene pds5). Gene Ontology annotation, cellular component: nucleus; chromatin. Lineage: Eukaryota; Metazoa; Arthropoda; Insecta; Diptera; Muscidae. The transcript is spliced from 13 exons. The record is from RefSeq and is a predicted model, not a curated record. The coding region runs from base 286 to 3951 and encodes 1221 amino acids. Gene Ontology annotation, biological process: mitotic sister chromatid cohesion; DNA repair.